AUGGCAAAAGACACUUAUCUUAAAAAAAUUCUCGGAAAGGAAAGCUAUGAGGCAGUUAGAGCUUCGAAAGUGCUUAUGGUAGGUGCUGGUGGCAUUGGAUGUGAACUUUUGAAGGAUCUCGUCUUAUCAGGAUUCGGCGAAAUCCAUAUUAUAGACUUGGACACAAUCACCUUGUCAAACCUAAACAGACAAUUCCUUUUCCGCAAAAAAGAUAUCGAUAAACUGAAGUCAUUGACAGUUACAAAAGCAGUACAGAGCUUCAAUUACUUUCAAACCAGACUUGUACCACACCAUGGGAAUGUUAUGAACCUGUCGCAAUUUCCUAUCGAAUGGUGGAAUCAAUUCGACUACAUUUUCAAUGCCUUAGACAACUUAGAAGCACGAAGAUACGUAAACAAGGUCGCUUUGUUUUUGCACAAGCCUUUAAUGGAAUCAGGCACUACGGGUUUCCAUGGCCAGAUUCAACCCAUCUUUCCUUAUAGUUCAGAAUGCUUCGAGUGCCAAGUCAAGGAAACUCCGAAAACUUUUCCUGUCUGUACUAUUAGAUCUACUCCAUCCCAACCAGUCCACUGUAUUGUUUGGGCCAAGGAGUUUUUAUUCAACCAGCUUUUUGGCGAGACCACAGAAAGUGAGGUUUCUCAAGCCGAUCUAAGCAAAGAGACCGACGAUCAGGAGGAAAUCAAAAGAAUCAUCUCAGAGGCAAAUGAACUAUCUGCCCUUAAGUCAAUGAUGGAUGCCAAGGAUUUCCCUAUAAAGCUAAUGAAGAAGAUCUACCAAGACGACGUCGAAAAAUCGUUGAACCUUGAAUCGUUGUGGAAGACAAGAGAAAAACCAAAACCAUUGGUAUUACAAGGAGAACUACUCUCAAGUUUGAAUGCCUUGUUAGCUAAGCAACUGAAUGAUUAUCUAUUGAACAGCGAUACGAAGCAAUGGUCUAUUGCAGAGAAUUUGUACGUCUUAUACAAAUCCACCGAAUCGUUACAAAACCGCGUGAAAAGUGGCAAAGAGGCUGUGAUUUCUUUUGACAAAGACGACGAGGAUACCUUGAAUUUUGUUGCAGCAGCAGCAAAUUUAAGAUCUCAUGUUUUCAACAUUCCUAUCAAGACGAAGUUUGAUAUCAAACAAAUCGCAGGAAAUAUUAUUCCUGCCAUUGCAACGACAAACGCAAUCAUCAGUGGGUUUUUCCAACCUAGGAGCAUUGACAUACAUGAGGGAUAA
Clavispora lusitaniae ATCC 42720 is the source of this 1218-nucleotide messenger RNA. RefSeq names its product E1 ubiquitin-activating protein (gene UBA2). Gene Ontology annotation, cellular component: cytoplasm; SUMO activating enzyme complex. Gene Ontology annotation, biological process: protein sumoylation. NCBI's taxonomy places the organism in Eukaryota, Fungi, Ascomycota, Pichiomycetes, Serinales, Metschnikowiaceae. Gene Ontology annotation, molecular function: SUMO activating enzyme activity. The record is from RefSeq and is a predicted model, not a curated record.